Cutaneotrichosporon cavernicola is the source of this 1233-nucleotide messenger RNA. RefSeq lists its product as uncharacterized. NCBI's taxonomy places the organism in Eukaryota, Fungi, Basidiomycota, Tremellomycetes, Trichosporonales, Trichosporonaceae. The record is from RefSeq and is a predicted model, not a curated record. The coding region runs from base 1 to 1233 and encodes 410 amino acids. The transcript has 4 exons.
AUGGCGCCCACUCUCUCUGCUGAAGGCAAGGCCAAGCUCGACCAGAUUCUCAAGUCCAACGUCGAGGCCGGCGAUAUUCCCGGCUCGACCUUUGCUGUCGCGACCCCGGAUGCCAAUGCCCCGCUCAUCUACUGGGGCACGGCCGGUGACCGUCACUUUGGCGACCCAAGCAAGGGCCAGAUCAACGAGGACACUGUGCUCCAGCUCAUGUCGAUGACCAAGCUCGUUGUGACGGUCGCGGCUCUUCAGCUCGUCGAACAGGGCAAGCUCUCGCUUGACGACCCUACCCUCAUCGAGAAGACCAUCCCGGAGCUGUGCGACAUGGAGAUCCUCACCGAAGUCACGGAUGGCAAGCCCGUCACCAAGAAGCGCACCAGGCCGGUCACGCUCCGUCACCUCCUCACCCACACCAACGGCAGUGGCUACGACCUCAUGGUGCCUCUUCUCGGCGAAUGGGCCAAGGCAACUGGCCACAAGGGUGUCUUCGCCAACAACCUUUCGAUCAGCUCGUUCCAAUCGCCCCUUAUCUUUGAGCCAGGACAGGGCUGGAACUACUCGCUGGGUCUCGACUGGACGGGUAUCCUUAUCGAACGCGUAACCGGCCAGUCGUUGGAUGCGUACUUCAAGGAGCACAUCUUCAACCCCAUCAACGCCAAGACCCUCACGUUUACCCCUACGCCCAAGCACUAUGAGAACCUCCAGACUCCUACUACACGCGAUGAUAAGGAUAAGCUAUUUGCUUUCCCCGGAGCCCGCGAGACAACGCUCGAGUCGAUCGAGGGCCAGGCUUCCGGUGGCGCCGGCCUCUAUGGUACUGCCAGAGACUACCUCAUCUUCUUGCAGGCCGUCAUGCGCUGCAAGGAACCCGGAGGCAUCAUCUCGCCCGAGUCGUACAAGCUCAUCUACACCGAACAGCGCCCCGAGGCUCCUGAGGGAACCUAUGAAGGCCAGUAUGGUUUCGCCGCCCUCAUCCCCCACAUCCACCCGGACCUAGUCAAGAACAAGCAGCUUGGUCACUCCCUCGGAGGCUUUAUCAGCAAGGCUGACUCGCCACACGGCCGCAAGGCCGGUACUGACUGGUGGGAAGGCAUCUACAAGACUUUCUACUGGAUGGACCCAACCACUGGUGUCUGCGGCGUCUUCACAACCCAGCUAUUCAGGUUCGGCAUUCCAGACCACUUCGAGAAGGUGUUCAACGACCUGGAGCGCACGCUGUACGACAAUCUCUCGUAG